Messenger RNA from Phascolarctos cinereus (koala), 3177 nucleotides. RefSeq names its product cyclin E1 (gene CCNE1). Lineage: Eukaryota; Metazoa; Chordata; Mammalia; Diprotodontia; Phascolarctidae. The record is from RefSeq and is a predicted model, not a curated record.
CGCGCCUUAGAUAUUUUUUUAAUGUCCCGCUGGAGGGGGGCGCGGGCAGUCAGGGUAUAAAGGAAGGUAGCCGCGCCCUGCACAUCCCACCAGAGCUGCCCAGGAGCUCCGAGCUUCGCCUCCUCUGGCCUCCUCCUUCUUCGCCUCUGGCCUUUGCCUCUCCUUCUCUUCACCCUGCCUCCCUCGGCCAACCCCGAUCACCAGCUGCCGCCUGCGGGCAUCCAUCAGCAGCCCCCAGCUCCUCCACCUCUGCCGCCUCCGCCACCUCCACCUCCCCAGCCGCUGCCUCCCCCACCACCCCCGCCACCUCCUCCAGCUCCGCUGCCGCAGCCUCCGCCGCCACCACCUCCGCCACCCGCGCCCGCUGCUGCAGCUACCAGCCGCCGCCCAUUGCGGAACUGAGGUCUUAGCCCUUGCUCUGCCACAAUGUCCAGAGAAAGCGGUUCUGAGGAAUGCCAGGGGAAGGAGGAAUUUAACCAGGAUGUGAAGGAAGAUCAUGUUGAUGAGAAGGAAGAGCCAAGCCCCGAUGAGCUUGUGAAUGGGAAGGAAGAGCCAAGCCACGAUGAGCUUAUGAAUGGUAUACAUGAGCGGAGCCCCGAUGUGCUUAUGAACGGGACGCACGAGCCAAGCCCGGAUGAGCUCUUUGAUGGGGAGGAAGAUCCAAGUAUUGAUGAGCUUGUCUAUGGGGAUGAUGAUCCAAGCUUUGAUGAAGUUAUCUAUGAGGAGGAAGAUCCAAACCCUAAUGAGCUUGUCUGUGAGGAGGAAGGUGCGAGCUUAGAUGAGCUUGUCUGUGAGGAGGAAGGUGCGAGCUUAGAUGAGCUUGUCUGUGAGGAAGAAGACCCCCAUGCUGAUGAGCUGAUCUGUGAAGAGGAAAAUCCCAACCCCGAUGAGCUUAUGUGUGAUGAGGAAGACACCGUUGAUGAGGAAGAUGCCAGUCCAGAAGAGCUUAUCUGUGAUGAGGAAGAUCCCAAUGCAGAUGAGCUUAUCUGUGAGGAAGAAGGCCCAAACUCAGAUGAGCUUAUCUGUGAGGAGGAAGGCCCAAACCUUGAUGAUCUUAUCUGUGAGGAGGAAAUCCCACACCCUGAUGAUGAGGACUUUAUUUGUGAGGAGGAAGACCCACAGCCUAUUGAUCUCAUCUAUGAGGAGGAAGAUCCAAGCUUCCACGAGCUCAUCUGUGGGGAGCAAGACCCAAGUCUCCAUGAGCUUUUUGAUGGGAGAGAUGAACCAAGACCAAAUGGGAGGGAAGGCCCCAGCCCUGAUGGCAGGGAAGACCCAAGCCCUGAUGGCAGGGAAGACCCAAAUCCUGAUAGCAGGCAGGAUCCGAGUGCUGGUGAGCUCUUUGACGGGAAGAAAAACCAAAGUCCCAGUGAGCAUGCUGAAGGGACGGAGGAAAGAAGCCCUGAUGGGAAGGAAGAUGGCUGGAAUGGGAAAGAGGAAGAGAACAAGAAGAGGGGUAUUGAGCCCGGAAGAGAGCAAAGUGGUGGUGGCUCAACAGAAUCCUCCCGCUCCCGGAAAAGAAAGGCCGAUGUAGCUGUGUUUUUGCUGGAUCCAGAUGAAGUAUUGGCCAAAAGGGAAACAAUUGGAAGAACUGCAGUCAGGAUACCGGCUUUUCUCAGAAAUCCGUGGUCAGUGAUUCUCACACCUGACAAAGGAGGGGAUGAGCCAUCAUUACCUAAUUCUAAUAUGCCAACCCACAACUUCUCACAACAUAGAGCUACACCAUUACCAUUAUUGGGCUGGGCAAAUAGAGAUGAGGUUUGGAAAAUCAUGUUAAGCAAAGAACAGGUAUACCUGAGGGAUAAGAACUUUAUGGAGAGACAUCCUUCUCUACAGCCAAGAAUGCGAUCCAUCCUUCUGGAUUGGAUGAUGGAGGUGUCUGAAGUCUAUAAACUUCACAGGGAGACGUAUUACUUGGCACAAGACUUCUUUGAUCGAUAUAUGGCAACACAGCGAAAUAUUACAAAAACACUUCUGCAGCUUAUUGGGAUUACCUCAUUAUUUAUAGCUGCCAAACUUGAGGAAAUCUAUCCACCAAAGCUGUACCAGUUUGCUUAUGUGACAGAUGGAGCUUGUACAGAGGAAGAAAUUCUUACCAUGGAAUUAAUCAUUAUGAAGGCCCUUAAGUGGCGUUUAAGUCCAAUGACACUUGUGUCCUGGCUAAAUGUAUACAUGCAGGUUGCUUAUCUCAAUGACCUGUAUGAAGAAGUGCUCAUGCCACAGUAUCCUCAGCAAAUCUUUGUGCAGGUGGCCGAGCUUUUAGAUGUCUGCAUCCUGGAUAUGGGCUGCUUUGAUUUUACUUAUGGAGUGCUGGCUGCAUCUGCCUUAUAUCAUUUCUCUUCCACUGAGAUAAUGAAAAAAGUUUCAGGCUUUGAUUGGCCAGAAGUAGAGGACUGUGUGAAGUGGAUGGUCCCAUUUGCUAUGGCUGUAAAGGAAGUAGGAGGAGCCAGACUCAAAUAUUUCAAGGGUGUUCCUAGUGAAGACAUGCAUAACAUUCAGACUCAUGUGAACACCAUAAAUUUGCUGGACAGAGCUUAUGAAAAGCAAGCCAUGCUGGCUGAUGAGAGAGUGUCUGCUCCCACUGGAGUCCUCACACCACCACAGAGUGAUAAGAAACCUAGCAAAGAGCAGGAGUGAAUUUUCUAACACUUCUCAUCAGAAAUGAAUUUGCUGAAGUGCCUGCUCUAAGCUCUGCUCCGUUGACUGCUGCCUGGGGGAUUUGUUAGCUUUUACAGAUUUUUAGAUGGAAACAUGCAUUUCUUUUCCUUAACAGAAGCUUCUUAGAUGGGACUGGGGCGGAAGUAGUGUUUUUAUGGAACACACGUUUUAAAAAAGGGGGUCAAGUACACCAGCCACCUAUAGAACACCAACGAGUGCUCCAGAUGCUGCUAGGAGGGUGAUACUUGGUCGACCAUUCAUACAAUAAAAAAGCCUUGAAAUUAAGUAUAACUCUUUCUGGCCUCUGCUUUAGUACCCUAGGGUUAUUAAUCACAUUUAAUGCAUGAAUGCCUAAUUAUUAACAUUAUACUGCAAUAGUUGCAACUAGCUGUGGAGGGUAGCUUGCCAUUCCUGCAAUAUUAAUUUGCUUUCCUUUUUAACCCUUUCUGUAUGUAAAUUGCUGCUAUAUCUCUAUUUCAAUUCAAUAAAGUUACUGUCUCAAAGGCAGCAGGUUUUUCGGAA